AUGGCAGAGGCGUUGGUUCAAAUAGUUGUUGAAAAUCUGAGCUCAUUGAUCAAAUGUGAGAUUGGAUUGAUUGUUGGUGUUGAUGCAGAGAUGAAUAAUCUCUUCAGCACACUCACCACCAUUCAAUCUGUACUCGAACAUGCCGAAAUGAAGCAACUUCAAAGCAGAUCCAUACAGAACUGGCUACUCAAGCUCAACGAUCUUACGUAUGAGAUUGAUGACAUCUUGGACGAGUGUGCUACACAACUCUCGAAAUUGGAGCACAAAAACGGUGCCAAAUCAAGUCGCUAUAGCUUGAAGAAAAUUCUUCUUCCGGCCCAAAAUCGGAAGAAGGAUGAAGCAGGUCACGGAGAAACUGGAUGCGGUUGCUGCAGAGCGUUCCAAGUUCCAUUUGCGCGAUAUGGCUGUCGAUAG
This is a messenger RNA of Erythranthe guttata (spotted monkey flower), 414 nucleotides long. RefSeq names its product putative disease resistance protein RGA1. Lineage: Eukaryota; Viridiplantae; Streptophyta; Magnoliopsida; Lamiales; Phrymaceae. The record is from RefSeq and is a predicted model, not a curated record.